Molecule: messenger RNA, 396 nt
Organism: Truncatella angustata
Lineage: Eukaryota; Fungi; Ascomycota; Sordariomycetes; Amphisphaeriales; Sporocadaceae
Exons: 1
Biological process (GO): SCF-dependent proteasomal ubiquitin-dependent protein catabolic process
Cellular component (GO): nucleus; cytoplasm
Molecular function (GO): cullin family protein binding
Source: RefSeq, a predicted model, not a curated record
AUGGUACAGUCAACGGAUGAAAUAUUGCUUCAGAGCAGCGACGGUAUACUCGUCCACAUGCCUCGCACAAUCGCCAAAUGUUCAGGUCUUCUUCGUGGUCUACUCGAAACUAUCCCCAGAGAGGUCGAACAAGGAAAGCCAAUACCACUGCACUCUAUCAAAGAAGCGACGUUGAAAUUGAUUGAAGAGUGGUAUCAAUAUCACAUUGAUAACCCAAUUGUCUACAAUUUCGAUAAUUACGACAAAAACAACAAAAUUCAAGACAGGGAGCGGGAGCUUCUCAAUGUUGAUGAGGCCAUGCUUUUGCGCAUAAUAUCCGCGUCUGAUUUCCUCGACAUGGAAGCACUCUUGCAUUGCAGCUGCGGAAAAGCCGCCGAAUUGAUCAGAAUGGAAUCU